AAAAAUGGCUGUAGGAGAAACGGUAGUUGAGUGGGAGCGCAUUCCUUCUUAUUUUGAAUUUAUUGUUGGUAUUUACAGGUAUGUCGUGGAAAGUUUUAAUCAGUUAAAGGAUCCAGAUUAUGACUUUCCAAAAGGAACAUGGCGUGACAUCAAAAGUUACUGGCAUUUUAAUACGUCAUGUAUCCUUACAAUUUUGCUAAUGGCAGGAGCAUGGACCAUCGUUCGUCAUUUCAGUACUGAAUGGAUAUUUAAGCCAGUUGGAAAAUUGUUUGCCCUUUCCCCUCACAAUCAAGCGAAGAUGCCAGAAAGUGCGUGGAAGUUUGUAUAUAGCUCUUGUGCAUGGACGAGUACUGUGUAUGUAGUCUGUUUGUCUGGACGCUAUCAGUUCUUUCACAGGCCUAGUAUGGUGUGGGAUAAUUGGAACAUUAAUACUCCCAUACCUACAGACAUUUACAUUCUGUACAUAAUACAGUGUAGCUUUUAUCUGCAUUCUGUGUAUGCUACACUCUUUCUGGAUACCUGGCGCAAAGAUUCGAUUGUUCUUCUUAUUCAUCAUGUGAUCACCCUGGUACUUGUGUCCGGCUCACUUGCAUUAAGGUAUCAGAACAUAGGUAUUCUGGUGCUUCUUCUUCAUGACAUCUGUGAUGUUCAACUCGAAUUUACUAAAUUGAAUGUGUAUUUUAAAAUUCAAGGAGGACGGCUAAAGAAACACCAUGAACAUAUUGCAAAUUUUUCAUUUUGUAUUUUUGCUCUGACUUGGUUUGUGUCUCGUUUGUAUUGGUUUCCAUUGAAAGUUCUAUAUGUUUCAUCACAAAACCUGGUAGACAGAAAAAUAUCAAUUCCAUUUGCAACAUUUCUCAACUUUCUUCUUUGGGUUCUCCUGGCCAUGAAUAUUUAUUGGUUUAUGCUUGUACUUGGAUUUCUCUUCAAAGUGGCUACAGGACAGAUGCAAGAGGUUGAUGACACUAGGGAAUAUGAUGUCCUUGAAAAGAUUGAAAAGAAAGGUGCAGAGCAUUCCUGUCAACAAAAUGGAGAUAUCUGCCAUAAUGUACAGUCCGAUCCUCACUUCGUCUCUUCUGUCCGAUCACGAAAGCUCGUGCAGACAAAGACCGUACUUGCUAAUGGAAAAGCAGUUAAAGCUGGGCAUUAAGCAGUCUUUCUUUUCGUUUUCUUCCUGUUAUUAGUAUUUUUUGUAGUUUUAAUGAAUGAAUGAAUGGGUGAUUUCAAGCAAUCUCCUCUUUUCUCUUCCAAACAAACAGUGUAUUUGUUUCAUCCUUUGGUUCGUGUAAUUUUAAGAUUAUAAAGCCACUGGAAUCCAGAUUUUGUGAGUAAUGGAGGGGGGUGGGAAGAGCAGUUUUAUGAUUAGCAGUACGUAUCCAAUCACUUCUGUAUUGCAUUUUAUCGUGUGAUUUAUAAAACCAAUCAUUAUCAACAUUUUUAUGGGUUAUGUAUGUAUCUUUUUUUUUUCUGUAUGCCAUUACUCAUUUUGGGUGAUUAUAUAGCACCACCAGUGUAGAAAUGUGAAAACUUCCUCUUUCAAUUCUUCCCAAUGUGGGGGAGAAAAAACUUGCAAUCUGCGUACAUAAAGGCGACUAAAAACAAGUUAUUGCUUUUUAAGAAAUUAACUAAGCACUAGUUUCAAUGCACAUGUCUUUAAGGGUUCUAUUCUAAAUACUCUGACAUGUGGUAUUGAAACACUAGCCAGAUAAUAUACAAAAUGUGUGCAUUAUGGAAUUUUUUUUUCCUCCUUGAGAGCAGUGUGUGUGUGUGUGAUUCACAUUAUGUCAUGUAACUGAUAAUUUGAGACAGGAUCUUACCUCGGACUAAAUAGCAGCUUCAUUGUUAUGUAUAUCUUUUAAAAGUUGGUGCUGUUUUAUUGUUUACAGUUUACAUUAUAUAACCAAUAUUAUCCUGCCAGUAACAAAGUAGAUUGCUUACAUGGACAAUACAAAUUUAUAUUUUUAUCCAAAAUGUACGUUUUUAAAUAUUUCAUCUGUAUGAUAAUAAGUGUUUGUCCUUUUUAUUUUUUGUUGUUUAAUUUCAGAAAUAUUAUACCAAAAAAAAAGUUGCUUGUCUAAUGUUUAUAAACAAAGUAAACAUUUAUAAAGAUUUGUAUGUAUAAUUUUUAAAUUCUUGAGACUAACGUGGUCAUAGGAAAUGAAUUUUAUGCCUUCCAUGUAAGUUAAUUAUGUGCAGGUAGUGUAAAGUUUAUAUAUAGUAAUUAGACGUCAAUUAAUCUGCUGAAAAUGAGUAGAUGAUUGCUUGAAACGUAUUCUGAACUAAAUAUUUUCUUCUGUCUUUCAUUUAACCUUUCGAAAAGUACUCGCACGUAUUUAAUAUUGUAGUGAUAUAAAAGAAAUAAUGUCCAAUCGAUGACUCGGCCACGUAAGUUACUCCAUAUAUUGAUGUUUAAAUAAGUGAAAUACUAUAAUAUUCAGAAAAGGAGAUACAGUUCUUAUUACAUAGAAUCUGAUGCAAAUAUUAAAGGAUUUGUAUUUAAGGAAAUGAAAUAACAAAGCUUGUUUUGUGUCCUCGUAAUGGAUGGAACAUUGUCUUAGAAGUAAAAUAACCAUGGUAUAAAACCUACAAAUCUGAGUUCCUUAAAAUGUUUACUAUUUUUAAGUGGUUGCCAAUAAUUUUAAAUUUGUCAUUUGUAUCAAUUGACAAAGUUCUAUAAAAUUAAAUUAAAAACUUUAAACUGUCGGAAAUCCUUUUUAUGUCUAGGGUAAGCUGAACUUUAUAACAUUUGUGAAACUGAAAUGACUUUGGUUUAAUGGUCCUAUGUGAUUUUUCACCCACUAUUUAAAGGUGGUUUUGUUUCUUAAUUAAAAUGAGAUGUCUGAUUUGUCUCUUUUUUAUUUUUC
This is a messenger RNA of Limulus polyphemus (Atlantic horseshoe crab), 2864 nucleotides long. RefSeq names its product ceramide synthase 1-like. The record is from RefSeq and is a predicted model, not a curated record. The transcript has 7 exons. Gene Ontology annotation, cellular component: membrane. The coding region runs from base 5 to 1150 and encodes 381 amino acids. Gene Ontology annotation, biological process: ceramide biosynthetic process. Gene Ontology annotation, molecular function: sphingosine N-acyltransferase activity. NCBI's taxonomy places the organism in Eukaryota, Metazoa, Arthropoda, Merostomata, Xiphosura, Limulidae.